Messenger RNA from Capsicum annuum, 771 nucleotides. RefSeq names its product lamin-like protein. Bases 16 to 648 code for a protein of 210 amino acids. The transcript has 3 exons. Gene Ontology annotation, cellular component: plasma membrane. The record is from RefSeq and is a predicted model, not a curated record. NCBI's taxonomy places the organism in Eukaryota, Viridiplantae, Streptophyta, Magnoliopsida, Solanales, Solanaceae. Gene Ontology annotation, molecular function: electron transfer activity.
AUACGUAAAUUUGUCAUGCUGGACCAGUGCCACUGGGUCGAGUACAGCCAAAAGGUGGGACUUUCUCAGCUGGCUUUGCUUCUUCAACCAAUCACGUCCAGCUCAGAGCCUCUAUCACUUGCUCCUGUCAACGUCUCUCUCAACAUGGAUCUCUCUGUUCUCUUCCUCCUCCUCCUCGCCGCCGUUGCCACCACCGUCAACGCCACCGACCACAUUGUCGGAGCUAACAAAGGCUGGAACCCCGGCAUCAACUACACUCUUUGGGCCAACAACCAAACCUUCUAUGCUGGUGAUUAUAUCUCUUUUAGGUACAAGAAGACGGAGUACAAUGUGUUCUUAGUGAAUGAGACUGGAUACGAUAACUGCACUAUAGAAGGUGCAUUGGGGAAUUGGACAAGCGGAAAAGACUUCAUUAUGCUGAACGAAACAGAGAGGUACUACUUCAUUUGUGGCACCGGUGGUUGCUUAAACGGCAUGAAAGUUUCGGUGGUCGUUCAUCCUCUUCCAACUCCUCCGAUGUCUGCAAUUGUCCCUAGGCAUUCCUCCGAAAAGUCUGCUGCUCCGGCGGCGGCGCGUGGUUUUCGGUCACUACUGGCGAUGAGUUUUGCCUUUUUUGGAUUGACAUUAUGCGGUUCAGUUUGGAUCUAGCAAGUUUUUGGUCCCUUUUUUAUUUGAGAUUGUUAGCUCGAUUGAAUUCUGAAACUACCACGAACUAUGAAGUGUCAACUAUCAAGUGUGGAUCUGAUUUUUUAUUAUAUUAUUAUUCAUUCA